ACCCACGAUGCUUCUGCAAGGAGGAUGUAGCUGUCGGCUGGACGAAUUUAACAGAUAUGAUUUAAGGUGUUCACACCAAUUUCAAGAUGUCUGAACACGGAGAUGGAGAUGGAGAUGGAGAUGCAGAAGCGAGUGUUUCUGCCACUUUCAGACCAUCAUAUGCUCUGGGUCGAGGACUGCCAGGCCGAAUAUCACUGAAUCCACCUCCACCAGGCAGACUGACUUCUCUGCGCUCCAGAGAUCUGACUCUGGGUGGCUAUAAAAAGGUUUCACCUUCUAAUGUCAACGGUUCAAUAUCAAAUGCUUUAAUUUCAUCAAGUCACUUUUGUGUGCAUGUUUUUGCUCUUGCAGGUAACUGGAGCGGCUCUACCCUGAGUGACUGUGAUCCUACACUUGUCACAAAAUGCAUUAAAAAGGAAAAGAAAAAUACUGAGGAUGAUGAUGAUGAUGAAAUUUUACAAAAACUCCAACGAGAUGAUUUUUUGGAUGAUCCUGGAUUAAAAAAUGAUCCCAAGCAAAGACCAAUCAGACUUCCAUUCUAUCAAUCAUGCAACUUUCUAUCAACAGAUGCAGCUAGUUCAUUUAAAGAAGAGACGGCGUCUGAUAAAGCACUGAAAUCAGCCAGAGCUGAGCAGACAUACCCUGUGCCAGGGAGGGGCACGCCUGCAUGCCCGCAGCAGCCAACGCUUGGAGAACUGUUUCAACAGCUGACUGUUUCAGAUAAGGAAGAACUACUGUUUAUUCAACUUCCUGAUACCAUACCUGGUCAACCUAAAACCUCGAGCCCAGAGAAAACCAGAAAGGAUGGCAAGACUGAAGACAAGCGCGCAUCCCAAAUUAAAGCUCUUGAUCAGCCUGAUAAAGCCGCUGUACCGAUGCUGUCUGACUUCUCAGAGGGCCUGAUUGGAAAACUGCAAAUCAGAAAGUCUGGUAAAGUCCAACUGGUCAUGGGAAAUGUUACAUUAGAUGUCUCAGAGGGAGCGGCCUUCUCUUUCCUACAGGUGAGUUAACACGUUGUCA
Sinocyclocheilus grahami is the source of this 1020-nucleotide messenger RNA. Its product is annotated as DNA-directed RNA polymerase III subunit RPC4. Gene Ontology annotation, biological process: tRNA transcription by RNA polymerase III. Gene Ontology annotation, molecular function: DNA binding. The record is from RefSeq and is a predicted model, not a curated record. Gene Ontology annotation, cellular component: RNA polymerase III complex. The coding region runs from base 87 to 1010 and encodes 307 amino acids. NCBI's taxonomy places the organism in Eukaryota, Metazoa, Chordata, Actinopteri, Cypriniformes, Cyprinidae. The transcript has 6 exons.